AUGCUGUCUUCGUUUCCACGUCUAGCCGCAUCAGACUUUGACGAAGCGUGCAACAGUCUCCUCGGGAGAUAUCGCCGGGCCGGUCAGAAGCAGGAAGAAUGGUUAUCGAUUGAGACAGUCUAUCAUUAUGAUAUGACAUAUCUCAGCAUCACUAAAGCGCUUCCCGAUGCAGUGUAUAUUCCCAAAGACUCGAAUGAUGACGACGAGGUAGACGAAGUGGAGGAGGAUGACGAAGAAGUAAUCGCAAAAUCCUCAGUACCCCAGGCAAUCAUCAACUACGACAUCGUCCUCUCGCCAACAUAUCAAGUGCCCGUCCUAUACAUUAGCAUCUCGGACCCCCAACACCGUUUCCCACCAACAAUGGCCACACUCUAUGAGCAUCUGAUCCCGCUGCACUUCAAAACUCAAACGGAGCAUGCUGGAGUUAUUGGAGGUAUCACGGUUACUGAUCACCCAGCUACCAACAGGCCGGUAUUCUUCAUCCAUCCAUGUCAGACGGCUGGCGUCAUAGAGGCUAGUGUCGGAGCGAGAGACGUGACCGCUGAAGAGUAUUUGAUGGUAUGGAUAGGGGCUUUGGGUAAGUGCGUGGGUUUGAAUAUACCCUUGGCGCUUGUCAGAGAAGAGGAAGACGAUUUAGUUUAA
Cucurbitaria berberidis CBS 394.84 is the source of this 642-nucleotide messenger RNA. RefSeq lists its product as uncharacterized. Gene Ontology annotation, molecular function: Atg12 transferase activity. The transcript has 2 exons. NCBI's taxonomy places the organism in Eukaryota, Fungi, Ascomycota, Dothideomycetes, Pleosporales, Cucurbitariaceae. Gene Ontology annotation, biological process: macroautophagy; protein modification by small protein conjugation; protein lipidation. The record is from RefSeq and is a predicted model, not a curated record. Gene Ontology annotation, cellular component: intracellular anatomical structure. The coding region runs from base 1 to 642 and encodes 213 amino acids.